UCUCUCUCUCUCUCUCUGUCUCUCUCUCUCCCCCCCUCCCCCUCCUGCUGCUGUAUUCCAACCCACUCCUGGUGACCGACAGAUCCUCCGACUCCACCCUGCUCCUACGUGACGACGGGAACCUUUUCAGGUGUCAUGUCAGUUGGUUUGAAGUUCCGUAGUAUCACGGCACACGCUCUCGGUAAUACCUCUCGUUUUUUGUCUGACGUGACAGACGCGCCAAACGGAACAAACUAAACCUUUAUUUCAACUCAGUCAAAAAGUUUUGAAAAGUUAGUUGCGGUGCCUUAUUCGGUAUAUCCGCUGCUUUGACAUUGUUCGUUCUGGUCGGUGUAAGUGUCGGAGCGGGAUGUCGGCGGUUAAAGCGCUUCAGCAGUGGUGUAAGAUUCAGUGCAACGGGUACAGGGAUGUGUCUAUUACGAACAUGACCACCUCUUUCCGGGACGGGCUGGCGUUCUGCGCGCUCAUCCACAAACACCGGCCAGACCUCAUUAACUUUGAUUCUCUCAAGAAGGACGAUGUCUACGACAAUAACAAACUGGCGUUCAGUGUUGCUGAGGAGCAGCUUGGUAUCCCUGCUCUGCUGGAUGCGGAGGACAUGCUGGCCCUCAGGGUCCCUGACCGCCUCAGUGUCCUCACAUACGUCUCCCAGUACUACAACUACUUCCACGGCCGCUCUCCCAUUGGAGGUUUGGCAGGAGUGAAACGCCCAGCAGAGGAGUCUACAGAACAGUCCUCUGGGAAGAAGAAUCAGCCAAUAACAGCCAAGGCCUACCCUGGCUCCUCCCCCUACCAGCCUCCCCCCUCUCCCUCCCACCUCAGACCCUCCCCCAAACAAGGCCGCUUUGCUGCACAGAAGGAGGGUGUGUCGGAGCCCAGGCUGGCUGGGACCCUCAGUAACAAGUGUGUGAGCUGUCAGAAGCACGUCCACCUGGUCCAGCGCCACCUGGUGGACGGGAGGCUGUACCACAGGAACUGUGCCAAGUGUGCAGAGUGUUCCACUACCUUGCUGUCAGGGGCGACCACAGCCGGGUCAGAACCAGGAUCCUUCAUCUGCUCCGCCCACCAGCGUGGGGCUCCGCCCCUCCAGGAGCGCCACGACAACACGCCCGUGGUGCCAUGGAGACGCAUCAACCCCAGGCAUACAGCCGGCCUCACCCCUACCCCGGCAUCUACCCCGGCCUCCAAACUGGGCCCCAGUUGGCUAACGUAUCGACCUGCGGCUCCUACCCCAGCCUCUACCUUGUCCUCUAUCACAACCUCUACCACUCCCUCAGCCUCAACUCAGGCCUCUACCCCAGCCUCCAAACCAGGCCCCAGCUGGCUGACCUCCAGGACUGAAAAACCCAGCACCCCCCACUCAUCCCUGUCCUCACUGCCCACACCGAAGCUCUCCUCCAUGGGCUCCUCCGGCACCUCCACCCCCUCUAGCCUCUCCACCCCCUCUAGCCUCUCCAACCCCUCCAGCCUCUCCCCCUCUAGCCUCUCCACCCCCUCUAGCCUCUCCACCCCCUCUAGCCUCUCCAACCCCUCCAGCCUUUCCAGCCUCAGACCUGUGGCCACGCCCCGGACCUCCAGCAGCAGCAAGACCCAGCAGGCCCGGGCUCACUUCUUCCAGAGUGACACCACGACCGGACUAGAGAACCAGAGCCAGAACCAGGCCAGGGACCAGAACCAGGUCAUGGCCCCAGCCCGGAGCCUGGCUGUGGGGGGCCAGGAGGAGGGAGCGGGGCCUGGAGGGAGUGAGAGGGGAGGCAGGGGGGUGAGUGUGGUAGUGAACCUGAAGGGGGGGUUGGGAGGGGGCAAGAAGGUACUCGGUGGGGCAAGUACAGGAGGGGGCCAGGAAGUUACUUUGGGUGAGGGAGUGACUAAGAUUGGGGGAGGGGCUAAGGUAGGGGAGGUGGUUGGGGGAGGGGCUAAGGUAGGGGAGGUGAUGAUGUUGCCCAGAGAAGAGAACAGCAAGAAAGAGGCAGCAGCUUUUCUCUCCAAGAAAAUAAUAACAACAUCAACCGAAGUCAACAACAACACCAAACCAGCCUGGACGACUGUGGCUCUGAAGAUGACUGACAACAGACCUGCAGAUAUGGUGACCCCUAAGAAAGAGACAGAUGGUGGGAAGAAAGGAAGAGUGAAGCUAAAAGCCGACCCCUCCAUCCUGGCCGACCUAGGAACCACCUUUGACCCCCCCACCCCCAGCAGCCGCACUGCAUUGUGGGGGAAGACUCCAGACAAAGGAUCCCCCAAACCAGUCACCACUCCAGUAGCAGACAGCAGCAGCUCUCCAGCAGACUGGAGGUCAAAGCUCAAACCCGUCUCCAAGGAGACCAAGACCAAAGACUCCCCCUCUCUCCUCCCAGACAGGAAGGCUGAGGCCCCCUCCAGGCCCUGGGCAGCAAGUACACGAAACUCACAGGCUUCAGGGCCUACCAGCCCUGGGACCCAGGGUGUCCUGAAUGGAAAGAGCUCCAGUGACCUGGAGAGCAGGCCAGCUGUGGCUAAGCCAGACUACAUCCCGAAGCAGCAGAUUCUGAGUGAGCUGGAGGAGAUUGAGACCAGCCUGAAUGACCUGGAGACACGAGGAGUGCUGCUGGAGACCCAGCUACGCCACUCUGAAGAGGAGGGAGAGGAGGACUCUGUGAUGGAUGAGCUGAUGAUAGACUGGUUCAACCUCAUCAGGAACAAACAGGUGGCCAUGAGGAGGGAGUCAGAGCUGGUGUACAUCGCUAGGAGCCAGGACCUGGAGGAGGAGCAGCCCAGUGUGGAGCAGGAGCUGAGGAGACUGAUGGACAAACCUGACCAUCUGAAGACCAAGUGGGAUCGGAGGAGAGAGGAGGAGCUUAUGGUGAAACUAGUAGAGAUUGUCAACGACAGGAACGCCAUCAUAGACGGCCUGGAUGAUGACAGAAUCAGGGAGGAAGAGGAGGAUCAACAGCUAGACAUAAUGAUGAAGAACCUGGAUGUAAAGAAAGACAAGACUAAAAAGAAGAAGCUGGGCUUGUUCAGCUGGGGCAAGAAGGAGAGCUGAAGCACACACACACCAACACACACACACACCUCAACACACACACACCUCAACACACACACACAUCAACACUCA
This is a messenger RNA of Hypomesus transpacificus, 3097 nucleotides long. RefSeq names its product mical-like 2b (gene micall2b). The record is from RefSeq and is a predicted model, not a curated record. The transcript is spliced from 17 exons. Gene Ontology annotation, molecular function: protein binding. Bases 350 to 3025 code for a protein of 891 amino acids. Lineage: Eukaryota; Metazoa; Chordata; Actinopteri; Osmeriformes; Osmeridae.